AUGGACUCCUGGGUCCCAGCCCAGCUGCCCCAGCCCCGGGAGAGGCAGGCAGUCCGAGGGGCUUGGGGAGAAGCCCACCAUGGCUCUCCACCACAGCCCAGGCGGCAGCUGCUCCGUGCAGGACCCCCACCUCGACCCGGCUCCUGGGAUGGGGGCCACCUCCCCGGCCAGCCCUGGCAUGAGGACCACCACCACCCCCGGAGGGAUGCUCGCAGACUGGCUUCCCGGGAUGAGUACUAUGAAAGCAGCUACCCCAAUGGGCCAUACUCCAGGCAAGGAUAUGAAGACCCCCCCCGGCAGUAUCCAGCAGCCAGCUAUGAGGGUGACUACCCCCACCAAAGGCACCAGUGGCAGCCGGUGGCCUGGCAGGAUGACAGAGACCUGAGACAGGGAGAGUCUUACGGCAAGAGUACCAAUUACCGGGACCAGCACUACUACAGGGGUUACCACCCCAACCUGGCCAUGACCCACCCAGGGCAGGACAGGAUGCAGACCUACGACUCCUACGAGGAGAGCUUCAUCUCGGCUGCCAGGAGGGAGUGGGCAGGGGGAGAAACCCUCGGCAGUGAUAUGGGAGAGGCCGGUGGCCAGCCCCGAGAGCCCUCGGGCCAGCCCAGCCUCCUCCUGCAGUACCGCGAGUCCGGGCUGCUCAGCUCCAGCAGCUGUGAGCGCAGCCAGUACAUCCGUGACGGUGCUGACCACCACGACCCCCUGCUUUCAGGGACCUGGAGCCCAGCAGAAGCAGGGGGGCCCUUGGUGUCCACCCCGGUGGUACCCCUGAAGUUCUUGUUGCCGCACGUGGCGGUGUGCUUUGGAGCCGGAGGCCAGCUGGUACUGGUGUGUCCCCACCGCCCUGCCGAGGGGCAGCUGGCCCUCGUCGAGCUAUGCAGCCUGGAGGUAAUCCUUCAUGGUACAAAAGAGCUGGAGGAGCUACAGGCUUUCCCCGGGCCCCUGGCCAGGGAAGAUCUGCACAAGGUGGAUGUGAUGACAUUUUGCCAGCAGAAGAUAGCCACAAGCUGUGAUCUCUCAACACAGAGAGGCAGAGAUUCAUCUCUCCUCUGGAAAUUCCUGGUCCUCCUCUGCCGGCAGAAUGGGUCCCUGGUGGGUUCAGACGUGGCUGAGUUGCUGAUGCAAGACUGUGGACGCCGGGAGAAGUACAAGAGGCAAAACCCCACGGCAAACCUGAUUGGCCUGACGGAUGAUGAGUGGAUGUCGCGUCAGCCGGGGACACUGGACCUCAUCACGGGGGAGGUCCCUCCCGUUGUGGAGACGCAGGCACAGAUCGUGGAGAAGUUCACCAAGCUCCUUUACUACGGCAGGAAGAAAGAUGCUCUGGUCUGGGCCAUGAGAAACCAGCUGUGGGGCCAUGCCCUCUUCCUCUCCAGCAAGAUGGACUCUCGGUCCUACAGCUGGGUGCUCACCGGGUUCACCAGCACGCUGGCCACCAAUGACCCCCUGCAGACCCUCUUCCAGCUCAUGUCGGGAAGGAUCCCUCAGGCAGCGCUGAGCUGUGGGGAUGCCAUGUGGGGAGACUGGAGGCCCCACCUGGCCGUGAUGUUGUCCAACAAGGUUGGAGACAUGGAGCUGAACCACCGAGCUAUCCUCACCAUGGGAGACACUUUGGCUGGCAGGGGAGCAGUCGAAGCAGCUCAUUUCUGCUACCUGAUGGCAGAUACUCCUUUCGGUUACUUCGGGGCGAAGGCAGACCGCAUGGCUCUGCUGGGCAGCAGCCACCGUCAGGCGUUUGCCCAGUUUGCCAGGACAGAGGCCAUCCAGCGGAUGGAAAUCUUUGAGUAUUGCCAGCACUUACGGCAGCCCGAAUCCUUCCUGCUCCCCUUCCAGGCGUACAAGCUCCUCUACGCCUCUCGCUUGGACGAACACGCGCUGACAGCCACGGAUCUGCACUACUGGGUCGGUAUCUUCCCUGCGGAGCUGAAAUGUGUGACAAGCCCCGUUGCCCUCCUGGCUCUGCAGCUAGCCGAGCGGCUGAAGCUCUCCGACCCUCUGCUCCUGGAGAUGCCAGAGCAGGACCAGACGCUGGAGCCCACCUGGCUGGUACAGCUCCGAGCCUGCUGCCGGGAGUGGGAGGUGGAAGAUGACCUCCCUCCGGAGGUGGCACCAGCUCAGCCAAGGCUCUCCUGGGCUGCUGCAUCGUCGGCAGAUGGAGAGCCUGCCCGUGAGCAUCCUCGCAGCGAAGGCUACCAGUACGACCAGUGGUACCAGCCUGUGCCACCCCAGGGACCCAGCUCCCAUGAGAACGUGCCCCUCUGGCCCCCGGUACCCACUCAGGUCACAGCAUCACCACUGCUCGGUGUUGAGCAAGAGCUGCAGCCCCCCACACUCAGCCCAGGAACGGCAGUCCCUCUGGAAGGGGUUUUUGACGAGUCCCCUCUGCAGGCGGUGCUGCCGGCAGGAGAAGCUGGGGAGCCCCAGGGUGCCCCGCUGUCCCCUGGGGGCGUGCAGCCAUCCUGCCCGGCAGAGCAGGAGGAGUUAAAAGCAAGGGCUCGGACCAUCUCGGAGAGCUCCACCAUCUCCUUGGGAGACGACAGCCGGCCUUCCUCGGAGAGCGCAGCCGAAGAUGCCGCUGAAGAGCCGGCAGCAGCAGAGGCAGUGAAGCCGGGUGAGGAUAAGAGCUCUGGAUUUAGGUGGUUUGGCUGGUUUUGGUCCAAACCCACCAAAGAAACAUCUCCCAAAGCUGCAUCUGAGAUGGCCCCAGACUCCCCCAUGCCGGGAUCGCAGGAACAGACGUCGCCAUCCCCACCUGACGCCCCUCUCGCGGCUGCGACGAGCCCUUCGGCUCAGCCUCUCGCCCAAAACCCCGGAGGAAUGCAAGGUGAAAACACCUUCGCUGUUACUCCAGCGUCCAUUGAGAUGAAAGGCUUGGGGGACACGGAUGGCGAGGCGUCAGUGGGCGAGCAGGCUGGCUCCCACAAAUCUCCCCCACUGGUGGGGACAGUUCCCCUCUUCAACCCUGUGCAGGUCUCUCAG
Molecule: messenger RNA, 2988 nt
Organism: Cariama cristata (Red-legged seriema)
Lineage: Eukaryota; Metazoa; Chordata; Aves; Cariamiformes; Cariamidae
Gene: SEC16B
Product: SEC16 homolog B (S. cerevisiae)
Biological process (GO): Golgi organization; COPII vesicle coat assembly; autophagy
Cellular component (GO): ER to Golgi transport vesicle membrane; endoplasmic reticulum exit site
Source: RefSeq, a predicted model, not a curated record